AUGGGCGGAAAGAGCGUCUGCGGCGUGCAGAACACAGGCACGACGUCGCCGCGACGCCGUCGUCGCGCGACGCGGUCGCCACGCCAUCGCGGCCGCCACCGCCGACGAAUUGAUCGCUGCUGCGUUCUGCUGGCAGUCGGCUCGCAACCGUUCUUCUUAGCGUGCACACAUGGCCCAAUGGACCGAUCCAUCCCGAACGUUCCUCAUCCAGGAAGUCCGAGGCCGUCGGGUGCUGCGGCCGCGUUCGCCGAAGUCGCCAACGUGAUGAACGAGGCGUUCCCGUCGAGCACAAAGUACACAGCUGAAGACAUACGAUCGCAAUGGAAAAACCUCAAGGACACAUUUGUACGAAAACUCAGAUGGGUCUCAGAAGGAAAAUACACAGACGAUCCACUCAAAGAACCUACAUGGAAGUUCUACCGUAUGCUAUCCUUCUUGGAUGAAAAAGAGUCGAAGCGUUUGUCGAACGAUCACCCAAUAUUUGAUAUUGCUGCAUUGCAGAGGGAUCAUGGACUGGAUCUGGUGAAAAACGAACUUCAUCAUAUUCAGUACGAUGGCAGCAAUCAAAGUGCAGCAUCUAGUGAAGAACAGAUGCUUUCGUUAUUUGCACAGUCUUACUCGAACGCCGAGAAAGGGCCAACACAACUCGACUCGCCGCCGUCGCCUGCGUUACCGCCGGUUUCCGCUGCGGACACCACAGCUUCGGAUAAUAUCGUUGCGAAAACGAAUACGGCCUAUUCGCACUCUAUGGACGAAGAAGAGGAACCACGGAGGAAGCGGCCGUACCACCGCCGUCAUACUUUGACCACGCAACCGCAACAGGAUGAAUUCGAAUUAUUUGGAGCGAUAGUUGCCACACAAUUGCGCAGAGUUUCGGACGAGUUCUCACGCGCUGCAUCGCUACGACUACAGAAAAAGUUGAACGAUGUGAUUUUCGAAUCACAGAUGGAAUUACUCGAAAACGGGAACUAA
Messenger RNA from Necator americanus (New World hookworm), 972 nucleotides. RefSeq lists its product as uncharacterized. The transcript is spliced from 10 exons. The record is from RefSeq and is a predicted model, not a curated record. Gene Ontology annotation, cellular component: nucleus; transcription regulator complex. Gene Ontology annotation, biological process: regulation of transcription by RNA polymerase II. Lineage: Eukaryota; Metazoa; Nematoda; Chromadorea; Rhabditida; Ancylostomatidae. Bases 1 to 972 code for a protein of 323 amino acids.